GUGGCUUACGCCAUCCUCCCCAGUGAGACUGUGAUCGCCCACAGUGCUGACUUCUCCACUGAGAAAUGCUUCAGUCAUAAGGUGUCGCUGGAGUUUUCUCCGUCCUCAGCUGUCCCAGGAGAGGAGACCACCCUGCAGGUGACAGCCCAGCCAGACUCUCUGUGCGGAGUGAGCGCUGUCGACCAGAGUGUCCUCAUCAAGGAGCCAGGGAAAACUCUUGAGACAGACAAGAUAUUUGAAUUGUUACCUGUAAGAAAAGCAACCUCUAUUCCACAUGACAUUCAAGAUCCUGUAGAAUGCUUGCAUGUUUGGACGAGACCGAGAAGAUAUGUUUUACCAUACCCCUACCAUGACAAGAAAGGUGAUGCUCAUACAGUUUUCCAGAAUGUAGGUCUGAAGAUGGCAACAAACUUGUUUAUUCGAGUGCCUUCAUGUCUCAAGUUCAAAGGAAGAGAAUACCACCAAGGCCACUUUGGAUUGGUUCAAAGUUAUAGCCGUCAAACAUCCAGAAUGAGAGGACCAGUAUUGAGAAUGGAGAUUGCUCGUGAUGGUAUGGUAGACAGUGGAGGCAGUGGAGGCUCUCCUCAACUUCCACCAAUAGAAACAGUCCGCACUUUCUUCCCUGAGACCUGGAUAUGGGACCUGGUUGAAAUGGUCAUUCGAGCGCCGAUGGCCACCUGGCCGAUUCUACAUGUCGAAAUGCCCCAAAAUCGAACGGCCGACGCCGACCUGACGACGGCACGGGACAACAAAACCGAACCGAUUCGAGUCACCGACCUGGAAUCUGUCCGACGACGUCCGACGGCCGAUAAUCGGGUUGGUGUGCAGAGGCCUUAA
Messenger RNA from Morone saxatilis (striped sea-bass), 837 nucleotides. RefSeq names its product alpha-2-macroglobulin-like. The record is from RefSeq and is a predicted model, not a curated record. Lineage: Eukaryota; Metazoa; Chordata; Actinopteri; Moronidae. The annotation marks the transcript as partial. The transcript has 6 exons.